Vanrija pseudolonga is the source of this 470-nucleotide messenger RNA. RefSeq lists its product as uncharacterized. The record is from RefSeq and is a predicted model, not a curated record. Lineage: Eukaryota; Fungi; Basidiomycota; Tremellomycetes; Trichosporonales; Trichosporonaceae. Bases 18 to 446 code for a protein of 142 amino acids. The transcript is spliced from 4 exons.
CACACUCCUCCACAAAAAUGGCAUCCUACACCCCCUACGCGAUCCAGCACAUCAACCUCUCGGUCCCAGAGGGCACGCUGCACCUCGCGGAAGAGUUCUACGGCGAGGUGAUUGGGUUCCCUAGCGACCCGGUGCCGAGCCUGCAGAAGGACUCGUUGCGGUGGUUCCGUGUCGGCGGCGGACAGCAGAUCCACAUCAGCUUCGACACCCCCACACGCCCGGAUACCCGCGCCCAUCCAUGCUUCUCCCUCCCGACCCCCGAGGCGCUCAACGCCCUGCAGACGCGGAUUUGGGAGCAUAGGUCCAAGGGCGGCCCGGCGGCUGCGCUCGCUGCUGACCAGCCAGGAGAGGAGAACUCUGGCUCCAAGGGCGUGGAGUACCCCACGCGCUUCUUUGCGCGCGACUAUGCGGGUAACAGGCUCGAGUUCAACGUUCACCCGCAGUGAUGAUGCAGUGAUGUGCAUAGGCAG